UGACGUGUCACAUCCGACACAACAUCCUGAGGUUAAAAGUAGAGUUGGUCCCCGCUGUCAUUCAAUUCUACACCAAAAUCUGUGGCAUGGACUACGUUUGUCAGCCUGUUUCCACUGAAAACUACCCUUACUGUACAGAUGGUAAACUCCACAUAUUUUCCUACAAACAGAAACAUCCCUCCUAUACCCCCACUGGAGUAUGCUUCGUGGGUGACGAGGACAAGUUCAGUGCUGGAGACUACCAGGAUCCAGGGUACUGGAAGAUAGGUAUAGUGCUCCAGGACGUUAACAGAGCAGUUCAGUGUUUCAAGGAACAUGGAAUACAUGUUAAAACAGGUGGUCAGUUUGUUGAUGUUGGUUUUCUAACCUCGCUCCGAGACCCACAAGGUUAUGGUAUAGAGCUCCUCCAGGAGACGUUCGAGGACAACUUUAAACCGAUGAGAGGUGAGAAGGUUGCUCCUUUGAAGCAGCCGUACCACCCGGCUGUAGGACAAAUAACCAUCAGAUGCACUGACGCUGAGAAAACGUGUCAUUUUUACACAGAAGUGUUGGGCAUGAAGCUAGUUUGUACUGAAGUACCAGGUAACAAGUAUCCGUUUACUCUGUACUUCUUUGCGUACACAACGGAACACCCGCCCAACAAAGACGUGUCAGCAGUGGAGAACAGAGAGUGGCUCUAUCAGAGACCCUUCUGUCAGAUUGAGAUCCAACACAGGCACAACCUACCUUCAACCUUCUCCUAUCAAACUGGGGAUGAUCAGGGGGAGGAGAGUCUUAGACUUGGUCACGUGGGUAUUAGUCUGCAGGUAAGUCGGCAGAGGUUUGAGGAGAUAUCCAAGGGUAAGGGAGUGAGUGUGACCAAGGAUGGAAAUGUGGCACAUCUUAACGAUCCUGAUGGUUAUUUUAUUGAACUUUCUUGUGAGGAGUUUUAGCUUUAUUGUUGAUAGUUAGCUCAUAGUCUAGUGAAAUUUUUAUGAUAGUUCCGUAUUUUAGCUUUGCAUCAACUGCGUUUUGUUUUCAAAUUAAGCAGCUAAGUUUUUGAUUGAUUUUUAAUUCGUUAAUAUCGAUUUUGUGAAGUUGAAUCUUGUCUCGAUGUUUUGCUGAGAAGAUUUUGAACAAUAAUUUAACUGUCAAUUUUGUAUAGGACUAUAAUAUUAUAUGCUUACAUUAAAUAAUUAAAGCUCCUCUGCAAGAUCUCAUAACGCAAAAGUAUACCAAAAUAAUAUAUUGAUGCUAUUUUAUUCGCAAAGUUGGCACACGUCUUGUUCCACAUGGUUUAAGAUUCCAGAUAAAGCUACAUAACAGAUAAUGCCCCAGAUAUUGCAACAGCAGAUUUCUAGACAAAUAGAAAUCUGCUGUUUUCCCACUUUCUUAUUUUGGCCAUAUUUUUAGACCAAUAAUUUGUAACUGAAUUUUGCUGCUGUAUCUGUUUUAAAAUAUAAUUGUGAAGCUCCUCGAAGGUCACAUACAUCAAGGAAGGAUCUUAUUUGGCCGCUUUUCAAAUUCAAUUUUGUUUUUAGUUGAAGAUUAUGAAUAAUUUCAUAUCUGAUUUAAAUAUAAUAUAUGAUGACAUUUUUAUAUUUUUACUUGUUCAAUGCUAAAAUAAUAUUUGAUAAUUUUUUUCCUUUAUGAAUAUUCUUUCA
This is a messenger RNA of Bolinopsis microptera, 1643 nucleotides long. RefSeq lists its product as uncharacterized. The transcript has a single exon. Bases 87 to 932 code for a protein of 281 amino acids. The record is from RefSeq and is a predicted model, not a curated record. NCBI's taxonomy places the organism in Eukaryota, Metazoa, Ctenophora, Tentaculata, Lobata, Bolinopsidae.